GUGAGACAUCACUAAAUCGUAGUGCAGGUGUACUCAGGUGACAGUUCUGUUUUUAAAACCUCUUUUCCGGAAUAAUAGCAAAAAAUGUCGGGAUUAUCAGCAGAAAAUGAAGAUAAAAGCCUCCCGGUGCUUUUCCAAGAAGGUCUCGACCUUUACAACCACAUAGAAACUUUAAAUGAACCGACUAACAGUUCAAAUUUUCAGAGUUAUGUAAAAAGGACUAUGAAAAUGUUUGAAGACGCAACACGUUUGGUUUCGAUGGCGUCUCUUUUUAGUACAAAUGAAACUUUAGAGGAUAUCCCAACAGAAAAUCUUCAAUAUUUAAUGUUACCUGCCUUAUUGGGUACUUUAAGCUUAAAAUUAACAGGUGGAGAACGUAAAACAACGAUAGAUGUAGCCGAAGUUUAUUAUAAAGACUUCCUGCAAAGAAGUAACGAUUAUGGAUUAAGUAAUUAUGAUUUUAAUGAACAGAAAAAAGAAAGUUUUGAGCCACGAUCGCAAGUUGAUGAUUUAAGACACUCUGUAAAUACCAGAGCCGAUAAAAUCCAGCGUUUUCUUAAACAAAAAGAAUUAAAAAAGAAACUGGAAGAUUUAAAAAUAAACAUGAAAAAUGAAAAUGUUGAUGAUGAAACUAAAAGAAGUUAUUUUCUUACUAUGUUAGAACUUUUCAUUUAUGAAGCUAUCGAUGAACUAAAAAGUAUUGAAAUGGAAAAACCCAUUUUGGAACAUAUGGCCAAAUUAGGACAAAGAGAUGAAAAACCUUUAAAAAGACCACCUCCACCUCCAUUAAAACCAAUAAUUAUUACAAGAGAUGAAGUUCAAAAAGCUGUUUUUGGAGCUGGAUAUCCUGCUUUACCCACAAUGACUGUGCAGGAAUUCUAUGAUAAACGAGUUCAAGAUGGAGUUUUCCCCGAUCCAACAAAACCUAACAAUACACCAAUGAGCAUGCAACAAGCCGCUCUGCAAGGUGUUUCAUUACAUGAUGAUGAUAAAGAAGCUGAGGAUGAAGAAAAGAAAAUUGAGGAAGAUGAUCCCGAGAAUAUUGAAAGAAUGAGAGCUAGAGAUGAAUUUAAAGAUGAACAUAGGAGGGGUUGGGGAAAUAGAAUGAAUAGAAGUUAAAUGAAAAAUUUUGAAAUGAAUGUUUAUUUGUAUUAUAAUUUUUGUGUAUUUUUGA
This is a messenger RNA of Onthophagus taurus, 1174 nucleotides long. It is a transcript of the gene Tap42, whose product is annotated as immunoglobulin binding protein Tap42. Gene Ontology annotation, biological process: regulation of signal transduction; regulation of dephosphorylation. Lineage: Eukaryota; Metazoa; Arthropoda; Insecta; Coleoptera; Scarabaeidae. Gene Ontology annotation, cellular component: cytosol. Gene Ontology annotation, molecular function: protein phosphatase 2A binding. The record is from RefSeq and is a predicted model, not a curated record.